Penicillium cosmopolitanum is the source of this 984-nucleotide messenger RNA. RefSeq lists its product as uncharacterized. The record is from RefSeq and is a predicted model, not a curated record. NCBI's taxonomy places the organism in Eukaryota, Fungi, Ascomycota, Eurotiomycetes, Eurotiales, Aspergillaceae. The transcript has 3 exons. The coding region runs from base 1 to 984 and encodes 327 amino acids.
AUGCAAGAAAGCAAGAAAUGGUGCGUCCAUCCCAAGUCCCUUACUCACAUUGAACAGAACCCGGAAAAAAGCUCCUCCGACCUCCCCUCUCCCUCCCCAAAAGAACUUCCCAGAAGAAGCGCGGACACGAGAAUCGGCUCCACUCACUUUGCGACUACUACCUACGUCCUUUAUCAACUUGCGCUCUCAACACUCUGUCUUUCUACGAGCGAAAGCCAGAUGCUGCUGGCGACUUUCCUAUGGCUGGGUCCCACCGCGAUCAUCGUGAUCGUGAUCGGGACAGGCGUAGAGGUCGAGGACCAAACCAAAACCGAGGUCGCGCUCGCUUUCGCGACAGAGGGCGUCACUCGCGUGGCAAUGACCGUCGCUAUGACUAUCACGGAAGGUCGCCUCCUCCACGCGCCUCCCGCUUUGGGCCCGAUUCGUCUCACGAUUCGACCGGGUUUGCCUCCCAACGCUCUCCACCGCGUGGCUCACCUGGCGCUUCCCCUGGAUUCCAUGGACCUCAACGUUCAAAUCGAGACAACCAGGGGCCUCGACGAGCAGACUCCCCGUUCGGACCACCAUCAAAACGCCAAAGAACACGCAGUCCAUCGCCCCGUGGUCCGCGUGCGCCAUUUGCCAACCGCCGAUCUUCAUACAGCAAGCAUAGUGACAGACGCGAUCGAAGCCCUCCGUUUCGAGGACGAGGUCGGGGCUUCUCAGGUCGCGGUGCCCCUAGAGGACGGUCUCCACGUCGAGGUCGCGAUCGCCGAGGAGCUGACCGUCGUCGUUCGGACAUCCCAAGACACGGCCAAUCAAAGUCCCCCGUGCGCGAUAGAGGCUCUCACCCAUCACCCAACAGACGUUCUCGCUCACACAGUGAUGAUUACAGUGAUCGAGACUCUCGAUAUCGUUCUCGAUCUUUAUCAAGGAACUCCGUUCGCUCUUCUGGGUCGCGGGGCUCUGUAUCUCCUUUUAAUCCACGUCCUGAAGAACCAAUGA